AUGACGACUACUCUUUUCGCCCUCGCCUUUCUGGCGCCAGCAAUCGCAAACGCAGUAGCGCUGUCAAGAGCGACACCAGAGCUUACACAUUUCGUCCCUUCAGUGGAUAUAUGGGGUUCCGCGCCAACAGCAGCAGCACAAUUGCCCUUAUCUCUAUCCAAACGCCAGGCCAGUGGAAACUAUUACACAUGCGGCUUCGUCUCCGGAUCGCCAGACAGCCCAAUAACAUGCGCAAACCCGACCCAGACCUGCGCAACAAACACCUUCUUCGGCAUCCACGGCUGCUGCGACCCAGCAUCAAAUACCCCCUGCACACUCCCCACCUCCUGCAUCGCAUCCACCGCCAUGACCGCCUCAUGUACAAACACCGCCUGCUCAUCCGACGAAGCAAUCGUAAAAUGCACAGCCAGCACCGCUCAAGAAUGCUACCAAUGGCACUUCAUCUACGAAAACAUGGUAAUGACACAGCAUGGUUGCGCCGAAACAGCUUUUACUAGCACUGCGUACCGUUCCCCUGGUAUGGACAUGUUGUUACCGAGUAAUACGAAAACAGGGAAAAGGGAAACUGUUACUGCAACUGUGACUACGAGGGAAGUUGUUUCCGGCAUUCCUACUCUUUCUGCUGUGACGGAAGAUAAAGAUACGACGACUUCUGAAGGAAGGAAAACAAGCCUAGGGGCUGUGAUAGGGGGUACAGUUGGUGCUUGCGUCUUCGUCUGUUUCCUUGGUUUUGUGGUUUUUCUGGCGUGGAGGCGGUGGAGGAAUUUGAAGGGGCAAAAUGCGCAGUGCUACCAGCAGCAGCAGCAGCAGCAGCAGUCAAUGGUGGAAUAUCAUGCUGCUGUGUGUGAAGCUGCAAAAAAGGCUUGGGAUCAUCAGUGUGGGGUGGUAGCGUGUGAGAGGGAGAUUUGCAUGGGGGGUGGUGUGGGUGUUGUCGAGAUGGAUGGGACACAGAGACCUGUUGAAGCGCCGACGAGAGAGAAGUGAAUAUAAU
Molecule: messenger RNA, 991 nt
Organism: Bipolaris sorokiniana ND90Pr
Lineage: Eukaryota; Fungi; Ascomycota; Dothideomycetes; Pleosporales; Pleosporaceae
Exons: 2
Coding region: 1-984 (327 amino acids)
Source: RefSeq, a predicted model, not a curated record